AACUCAACCGGAGUCUCCUGGUUCUGGGUUCAGUCUCGGCUGGUCGUUCGAGGUGGAAGGUGUCGAUAUUUCCCCCGAUUCCUGCCCAAUUUGAAGAAAAAGGCCUAAGGAGUCAAGAUUGGUAUCAAUUUGACGACACUAUUUGGAUGCAACUGAAUUUGUUCCUAGAGGCAGUUUAAAACGACCAAGUAACAAAAUGGAAUGGGGAACUCUGAUAUACGACUACCUAGUCUUCGCCGCUUUGAUCCUGUGCUCUUUCGGCGUUGCUAUCUAUGGAAGGUUUUCUGGGAACAAGGAAAAAACCAAAGCGGACUUCGCGUUUGCAAAAAGCAAUUCCAUAUCCAUGCCAGCGAUGAUGCUGUCGAUAGCGAGGGGCUUCCUAGGAGUUAGAGUAUUUUUAGGCUAUCCCUCUGAACUUUACUACAGGGGGAGUGCCAUGUGGGAGACGUUGUACGGCAUGAUAAUAGCUUUUCCUAUCGUGUGCUAUUUCUUCGUGCCCGUUUAUUACAGCCUGGGUAUAACUUCAGUUUAUCAGUAUUUAGAUUUGCGAUUUAAGUCUCGUUUGGUUCGUUGUUUGGCUUCAGGGACAUAUUUGCUAAGAAGUGUCCUCAACCUUGGUGUCACCGUGUUCACACCAUGCGUCGCCUUGAAGACCAUUAUUGGAAUGCCGUACUGGACAUCAAUCACCGCAAUCGUUGGAAUUUCCAUUUUCUUCACAAUGAUGGGAGGUUUGAGGACAGCGAUUAUCGCCGAUGUGACUCAGCUUCUUGUGAUGGUGGGUUGUAGUGCAGCUAUUAUAAUUCAAGGUACCAUUACUGCAGGAGGUGUUGUCAAUGUCGUGAAUGCAUCGAGCUCUCAUGGAAGACUACAAUUUUUUGAUUUUGACAUGGACCCAACAAUAAGAGUUAACACAGUGUCAGCCAUUAUUGGACAGUUAUUUAUGUCUCUUUCAAUAUUUGGCUGCCAACAAAACUUUGUACAGAGAUACUGUUCCAUGUCCUCACAAAGCAAAGUUAAUAAGACUUUAAUGGCAAACAUACCGAUUAUGACUGUACUCUUCUCUUUGUCAUGGGUCGUCGGGAUGGUGAUUUUCGCCAAUUACAUGUCAUGUGACCCGAAAGCACUUGGGUACAUUUCUGACAUUGAUGAAAUUUUACCAUUUUAUGUUGAAGACAAAUUCUACUUCCUUCCUGGAUUUCUCGGACUCGUAAUGGCCUGCCUGUUCAAUGGAGCUCUCAACCUUAUGGUAUCAAAUCUGAAUUCUUUAUCAAUUGUAAUGUGGGAAGAUUUCUUCUACCAAAUUCCAGCAUUGAAAAAUACAACAGACCGAACUCAGCUUGUACUGAUUAAAGUUUUGGGUGCUGUUUGUGGUGUGAUGAUUAUGGGUGUUGCUUUUAUUGUUGCGAUGCUUUCUGGUGUGAUAGAGGCUUCUCAGUUGAUGACAUCAGCAACAAGUGGACCACUACUCGGGGUUUUUAUCCUAGCUAUGUUCGUACCACCUGCAAAUUGGAAGGGUGCUGCAUUCGGUAUGUUGGCCAGCCAUGCCAUAGUAUUGUGGAUAACAUUUGGAAGUCUCACAGUCGAUAAACCUUCAGUUCCAUUCCUACCAGUCUCUGUGGAUGGAUGCACAAAUACAACAUUUUCACCGAAUGUACCUCCACUACCACCAAAAUCUGAUCCUGUUUGGACAGAAGAUUUUGACGUCAACCCUGUCAUCGGACCUGCUCACCAUGACAACGAUUUUUUGACAUCCUUAUAUUCAAUGACAUACAUGUAUUACUCUCUUAUUGGGACGGUUAUUACUGUGUUGUUUGGAACAAUACUAAGCUACAUCACAGCUUCAGAGGAGGACUGCUAUGAUGAAAAACUCGUACACCCUUGGGCGAGAAAGUUAUAUAAAUGGCUUCCAGGCAAACAAAAAUGUUUUGUCAACUUAGAACAGAGCUCAACAGAAACCAUUUCUUCAGACAAGGUUGAAAGAUACAAAACAAACAAGAUCUGAUAUUUGUAUUACCUUCUGGAUUCUAGAGUUUCAAAGAGAAAGAAACAAAAAAUGGGAUAUGUACCCUGUUGAUUUCUGUGAUAUAAACAAAUAUGUAUAUAUAUAAAUAUAUUAUAUAUAUAUUUAGGUAUGCUGGUUAAAAAUAGAUUAAAAUUCUUUUAAAAUAGUAAUCAAAUGUUAUUUAAAAAUAAAGAAACUGGCAUAACAUGUAUUAAAUAUAAGUACUUUAUUUUUAAUGUCAGUUUUAAUGUUUUAAAAAACAUUGAUAAGGAAAAGACUUUUAAAAUACCAAAAUGUAAAUAAUAAUAGUUAGGAGGGCGUGAAAUGACCUUAGCCGUUAAAACGCCCUUAAAAAUUAAUAAUAAUAAUAAUAAUAAUAAUAAUAGUUAGGAAAAAAGAAAAAUAAUCAGUGAAGUACUUUUUAUUCUUAGAUAAAAAUGAACUUUCGUGUUUAAAUUGAUUAUAUAUACAAAAUAUUUUUCACUUUUGACUGAAAUUUCAGUUUUUCAGGUAUCAAAAUUUUUUUACUUAUAUUAUUCUUAUUUUUUAGAUACUUUUAUUAUGUUUUCUUAACUUCCGUAUUUUUAUUGUUCCUUUCUUUUUCUUUUUAUUUGUACUUAUUUCGGUUAGAAAAUAAUGCAGCAUUUUCAAAACUUUGGCUUUAAACGAAGAUUACCUCUUAAUAAUAUACUUCAAAUAAAAUUGAGUAUAUGAAUUACUAGUUUUGGAGUUCUAGUAUUAUUAUUCUCCCAUUUUGAAGAUGCUCCCUGCUAUAAUUCUAAGCAUGUGCAAUAUUGUUCACUGUAUUAUUAGAUAUAAAAUAUUUAUAGGGAAAAAUUAAAUCACUUGUUUAAUUUGGA
Molecule: messenger RNA, 2862 nt
Organism: Cimex lectularius (bed bug)
Lineage: Eukaryota; Metazoa; Arthropoda; Insecta; Hemiptera; Cimicidae
Product: sodium-coupled monocarboxylate transporter 1
Exons: 12
Coding region: 197-2002 (601 amino acids)
Biological process (GO): transmembrane transport; sodium ion transport
Cellular component (GO): membrane
Molecular function (GO): symporter activity
Source: RefSeq, a predicted model, not a curated record